CCAAAAAAAACAAAAACACCUAUGUAAGUUACAGAAAUAGUCACUGAAAGAACGAAUCUUUUAGGUGCAAGGAAUUAAAAGAUGUGUCUCACUGGGAUGAAUAGAACUUACCACCACUAGCUGUUAAACCAUAAUUGUGCAUUUUUGGAUGGGUACUAGGCUCCUCCCCCAAUUUUGAGCAUGCACCCGCUGCUUCCCUUUUACAGUGCACUGGGCAGAGUGCUGGUUAAGUUUCGAUUUUGUUUCCUCGUAGACUUGCACUCACUCACUGUCUGUGGCGCACUUUCUUCACAAGCCUGUUAUUUGGGUUCUUCUCUGCAGAAUAACUUUCUCCAUUAUGGCUUCCAUCGUCUCUUCCCUGGGCAGUGAGAAGGAGGUGAGGCUGCAGAGGUUUUUCUCCAGUCCUGUUCGCUUUCAUCUUCUGUACAAGAGCAGUCAUCAUGGGGCCACUGUCGAUCAGCUCCUCUCCAGCUUCGACAAGUCUGGCAAAUUUCUGCUCUCAGUGUUUCUGCAGUCAGGGUCAGUCAGAGGAGCUUUCACGAGUAAAUUCCUGAGACAUGGGACUGAGUUUUCUGACACAGAGGCAUUUGUGUUUGAGAUGGAUGAGAAUGAUGCCAAAUAUUUUCCAGUGAUAAACUCUGCAGAAGCUAUCAGGAUCAGCACCCAAGAAGCUUCACUUAAAUUUCACAAGCUCAAGUAUGAAAUGUCUCAGACAGCACAUUCUAUCUCUUUUGGAAGCUGCUUAAACUUCAAGUUGGAUAAUGGCUUCUGGUAUGUGAGCUUCUGCACAGAUGAGACCUUUGGCACGACAUGGGCACAGGAGAAAAGCAUUCACUGUGUAGAUGUGGAGCUGCACCGAGUCCAAGAUGUGGUCGAAUUUAUGCCGACCCCUUGGAGAGAAGUGUCCUGGACAGAUCCGGCAAGGGAAAGCCUGAGGCAGGAGUUUGUCUCUUACAAGCUGCCAAAGAACUAUCCAAUGUCACGGGUGAAGGCGUUGCUCUUGGGCCCGGUGGGUUCUGGGAAAUCCUGCUUCGUCAACUCUAUCAGAUCCACCAUGUACAAGCGGAUCGUUCAUCUGCCCAACGUCGGCACGGCAAAAAACGGGUUCACCAAGAAGCUGAAUAUCUAUAAUAUCAAUGGAGAGAAAGGAGGUUCUCCAACUGUUCUGAGUCUCUGUGAUGUGAUGGGAAUAGGAGACGAUGACUCUACCGGUCUCUCUUUCUCCGACACACUGGCUAUCAUCAAAGGCCACGUCCCAAUAGGAUACAAGUUCCAGCCCGAUGUUCCAGUCACUGAUGCAGUCAGUGGCUACAUACCAAACCCUUCCCUAAACGAGCAGGUUCACUGCGUCCUCUUCGUGCUUGAUGCCAUCAAAUUGACAUCAUACCCCAGCAGCCUGAAAUCCACACUCGGGAAGCUGCACACCACCAUAUCAGACCUGGGAAUCCCUCAGCUGAUUUUGCUCACUCAUGUGGAGCAGGUGUGUCCGACAGUACAGGAGGACUUGAAGUACGUCUACUCCAGCCGAACUGUGCAGGAUAAGAUGCAGAAAGCAGCUGAGUUGGUUGGAUUGCCAUUGUCCUACGUUCUGCCGGUGAUGAACUAUGUUUCCCAGCUGAAAGUGGACUGCAACACCGACAUCCUGCUCCUGAGUGUGGUUAUGAACAUCCUACAGGCUGUGGACGACACAUUUGAAGACCAGUACUCAAAUCCUGUCCCUAUAUCCCACCAAGAUGACCAAGAUGACUAAUCGCAGUCCUUUUAGCUUUACAAUGAAGAAAUGAGUAAAAGCUUAUAGAAAACUUGCAGCAGCACUUAUAAACAUGUGUUAAGGCUUUUUCUUCUAUAAAAAAUGCCAUAAGCAUUCAUAUCAUACUUUGUGCAGACAAAUAAUAUACAGUUUAAUAACAGGUCUACUUAUAUCCUCAAUAUCUCAACAAUAUUCACUAUCAAUAUCAACACAGCACAGUAAAAAAAAAAAACAAAGUAGCACUUAACACGCUCUAAUAUAUGACAAUAUUUCAAACAUUUUCAUAUAUAACUAUAUACUAUACAUCAGUAGUAGAUCCUGGUAUGAGCGAGGGUGCCAUCGUUCUUCUGGUGCCUUGUUCUGUGCUGCGCUGCUUCUAAUUAGCUGUGGGGAGCGGGGGAGGUUUACUUAUCAAUAGCACACCUCUGACUUUGUACUGUACUUAUGUUCAGUUGUUAUAAUCACACAAUGAAAUGUAACUAAAUGAACCACUUUUCUUGAUAUAGCAUAUAGAAUCUCAAAUAAUCAUGCUCAACUUUUUCUUAAUAAUGCAUGCCAAAUAAAUAUAAGAAAUCACAUUAAAGAUUUAGUUCAAUUUCCUUGCCUGGCAUCAUAAAUAUUUUCUGUGAUUGAUUUUUGUGAGGAUGUUCCUGUGCAUAGAACAACAAUAACAACACCACCACCACCUCCACCACCACCAUGACAUAGCUGUGAUCAGUAUUAACCAUGUGGUUACCAGGAAGUUUUUGUAUGAUGAUGAUAUUGACUUUUCAUCAAGGGAGACAA
Messenger RNA from Ictalurus furcatus (blue catfish), 2536 nucleotides. RefSeq names its product interferon-induced protein 44. Lineage: Eukaryota; Metazoa; Chordata; Actinopteri; Siluriformes; Ictaluridae. The record is from RefSeq and is a predicted model, not a curated record. Bases 338 to 1750 code for a protein of 470 amino acids. The transcript has 7 exons.